This is a messenger RNA of Polistes dominula (European paper wasp), 2596 nucleotides long. RefSeq lists its product as uncharacterized. Gene Ontology annotation, molecular function: zinc ion binding. NCBI's taxonomy places the organism in Eukaryota, Metazoa, Arthropoda, Insecta, Hymenoptera, Vespidae. Gene Ontology annotation, biological process: regulation of gene expression. Gene Ontology annotation, cellular component: nucleus. The record is from RefSeq and is a predicted model, not a curated record.
UAUAUAUAUACAUAUAUAUAAAAAUAUAACGAUAGCAAAUUAGUUGUUGAAAUAUUUAAAAUGGCUGUUGUUAACAAGUGGGAGAAUGUAUGUAGAUUGUGUUCAGAGGAGAAAAUCGAGAUGUUGCCAAUAUUUGGCAUUGAAGGUGUACAACGUAAAGUGGUGCAAAAAUUAAGAGCUUGUUUGCCAGUUUUAGUGUAUAAAACCGACCCACUGCCUAAACAAAUUUGUCAGUUUUGUGCAGCACGUCUUGAUGAUAUUUAUGAAUUUAGAGAAUAUUGUCUUAACGUUUAUAAGGAUAUGUAUGUUAAACUGUUAAAUUAUAAGGACGUUGAAUCUGUACAGAUAUUUUUUGAAGCUAUGAAAAAUUCUCCUGAUCCUUGUCAGGCACAACUCUGCAGAGAAAAAGUUAGAGCUCCGCCACCAUUAGUGCCAUUACCGUCAUUACUAUCUUUUGAAAGUUCUUCUAUGUUAACCGAAGUUAAUCGAGAACAAUUAUCUAAUAAUUGUAUCGAAACAUUAUCUGAACUACCAUGUGAAGUAGAAAUUGAAGAAGUUAAUUCAGAAACAUUUAUUGGAGAUGAUACAUGCGGAAGCACAGACUCGAGGACAUUAUCCGAUAAUGAAUUCUAUCAAAUGACAGACAAACAACUUGAUUUUAAUGUUUUUGAACAUAUAGAAAAUGAUAAUAGUUCUUCUAAGGAAGAAUUUGUAACUAAGAAAGAGGAGAAACGAACUAGUAUUUUAGAACAAGUUUUAACUGGAAGUUUAACUAUGAAUGAUCGUAUGGAAUUAAAAGGCAGGGAACAUUUAACGUCAGAGUGGUGGUGUGCACCUUGUAAUAGUUAUUACAAAACAAAAGAAUGCCUGAGAAAACAUCUUCAAUCCCAUGGUCCACGUAAAUAUAAGUGUAGAAAGUGUCGUAUGUCUUUUGAAUCAGUUGAAAAUUUGGCCAAACAUGAAGGUGCUACUCAUUGGAGAGUUACAUUGGAUUUCAAUGAAAAAGCGAAUGGGUGUCAUCGAUGUGAUCGCAAAUUUGUUAGUUGGGAAAUGUUAAAGCAACAUAGAAUGCGUGAUCAUUUUGGUGAAAUUAUUCGAAUAGGAACGAAUACAUGGUGCUCAUCUUGUAACAGAUCUUUCCCCACUGAAGAAGCAUAUCAAAAUCAUCAACAAUUGCAUGAAAAUAUUAAUUAUUCGAUGGCACAAAUGAAACAACUUUCUAUGAAACUUUCUAUAAAAAAAAAAUUUUCUAUAUUUGGUCAUGGAGAUCAUUUACAAGAGAUUAAAAAGGAACAUUCGCCUGAAAAUACUAAAUCGCUUACUUGCCCUACUUGCGGAAAAGUAUGUACGCAACAAAGUGCAUUAUCCAAUCACAUGCGUAUUCACGAACCUAAAAGAUAUAAAUGUGACAUUUGUGGUCGAUCAUUUGGAUUAUUUAUACGUUUAACUGCACAUAUAAAGAAUGAACAUGAUCAACAAACUUCUAUGUCUCCACUUACGGCAUCCGUUGAACAAGAAGAAGCUUUAAAUGCUGCACGAGAAGCGCGAGAAACGCGAGAAUCUAGAGAAGCUAGAGAAGCUUGUACUCGUGCAGGAAAAACUAGAACAUAUUCAGAGGCAUUUAAUCGAAAUAAUAUAUUAAAUAGCGUUGAAUCUUUAGCAAAACAAAAUACUUCAUUACAAACUAGCAAUGAAAAUAUGAAUGUUUCACGCUGUGGUAUUUGUUUUCAAUGGUUCAAUGAUUACAGGACUAUGAUGAUACAUUUACGAACACAUCCAGAAUUCUAUACAUGUAAAAAUUUCACUUGUCCUAUAUGUAAAAUAUCUUUUAAAGAAAAAUGGCAACUUUCCAGACACAAGGAGAUACAUAACCGUACCGACACAUCAUCUUCCUAUGCAUGUAAUGUUUGCAAUAAAACAUUUUUAGAAAAAAGUUUAUUAAAAAUACACGAAAAGACACAUGUUAUAAAUAAAACGUAUCAUUGUCCAAAAUGUAAUAAACUUUUUUUCAAAGAAGUUUCAUUGCUUUCCCAUCAAUGUACGGGAGAACCAUUACAUCAGAAAAAAGAUUCAACUUCGAAAGUCAAUCCAAAAUCGUUACAAACUACGAAAAAAUAUAAGUGCUCUGAGUGUAACGCAACUUUUAGUAGUGAGAUAUUAAAGAAAGCUCAUAUGGAAGUUCACAUAGAGAGUAUUAAUGCCGCAGUACGAGAAGCGAUACUAAAAGAUGAGCUAGAAAAAUAUUUAAUGCCAGAAUUGAAACCAGAAACGUCGCUGGAACACAUCGUGCCCUCUAUCGAACCAAAAGUUGAGAUCAAUGAAGAAACUGCAACACCACCUCCACUUAAGAGAACUCUCAUCAAAACAAGUGGAGGAUAUCGUUGCGGUUUUUGUCAAUCUCCAUUUGUCUUGAGAGAAAUAGCAAUCGCACAUUUGAAAUCUGCGCAUCCUGUAAUGCCAUAUCAAUGUCCUUAUUGUACAAAACGAUUUACAACUCAAUACACAUUUACGCAUCAUAUUAAGACCGAUCAUCCUGAAGAACCAGAAAAUUAAACAAUAACAGAGAAAAAAUCAUUUAUUAACAAUAAUAAUAAUA